ACCGCUUGUUUUAAAAAAGUUGCGGUUAGGAAUGGUUUCACAAAACUGCAUAAGUGCCGCCACUUUCGCUACUCAAAAAGCCAAAGUCGAUGAGUUAAUGAAUGUUGAUAUAACAAAAGGAGACUUAUGGUAUAUCCUGUCUCUUAACUGGUGGACGAAGUGGGAGGAAUUUGUCGACUCGGUUUCCAAAAGUGGGAUGGUGGACGAAACCUCGGAAGAGUAUCCAGGAAAAGUUGAUAACAGUGAUAUUUUAUGUGAUGGAAAAUUAAAAGAGAACUUGCUCUUAGAAAAUGACAUCACGUUAAUACCUAGGAAUGUGUGGAAGCUGUUUGUGGAUUUUUAUGGCUGUACGCACACAGACAUUUCAGUCUUCGAACGGCGUGCCAUUCAAGCUCCUAAGUCAGCGGAAAUCGAAAUAUAUCCGCCUCACUACUCAUUCUACCUAAAUUCUCCAAAUUCAAGUGCCACUUUCCUGUUUGAAGGGACAUAUUGCAAGUUUCAGACAAUAAGAGAACUAAAGCUGAUAGUCGCGCAACACCUUAAAGUAGCACCUGGCGUGAGUGUUCACCUAUCAAUACACAAUGAACAAAACGAAUUCGAAGAACUGGAAGAUGAAGAUGCUACCAUAGAAGAAGCUAACCUUGAGCGUGAAAAAGUUAUUUUUGUUCAGCUGGAACCUAAAAAUGGAAUACGCAGUGACAUAUGCGUAAAUAGUUCACGUUUGAAGUCCAAUGACUCUAUAGGAUCUCAACCUGAAUCUCAGGUGCUGUCGUUACAUGGGUCUGGUCCACCUUUAGUACCAGGAGUUUGUGGCCUCAAUAACUUGGGGAAUACCUGUUUUAUGAAUAGUGCUCUUCAGUGUAUGUCCAAUGUUCCUGCAUUAACCAGUUACUUCCUGAGUGGUAAAUGGAAGUCAGAACUAAAUAUACGUAAUCCACUUGGAUCUCAAGGAAGAAUUGCUACUGCUUACGCAGAUCUUAUUAAGCAGCUUUGGUCGGGGACGCGAGCAUAUGCUGUGCCUCGUGAGUUUAAGAUUGAAAUUGCACGUAUUGCUCGUCAGUUUUCUGGAUAUGCUCAACAUGACACUCAUGAACUACUUGUAUUCUUAUUGGAUGGACUUCAUGAGGACUUGAAUAGAAUACACUCCAAGCCUUAUAUCGAAGUGAAAGAUUCCGAUGGUAGACCGGAUAUUGAGGUUGCAAAUGAAGCCUGGGAGUAUUACAAGUCAAGAAAUGAUUCUAUCAUUGUAGACCUUUUCCACGGACAGCUGAAAUCCACCGUGAUUUGUCCUACUUGUCAACGGAAAUCAGUCACUUUUGAUCCAUUCGCUUCAUUAAUUUUGCCUAUACAAGAAGUAUACAAAUAUUCGGUACGCGUUUAUGUUUGGCCGUGGACAUCUAAUAAAUCCCAACUUCUUCUAUUAGAGUUAACACUUUCUACAAUACCUUGCGGUCAAAAUAUUGUUGAAGCAUUAGAACAAGAGCGUCCGCCUCUUCCAGGUUGUCAGUAUUAUAUACCAAACAAAUCUGUAGAUCGCUCAAGGUAUGCCUCUCCGAUUGUUUAUGAACUGACUGAAGGUUUCCCGAUUCCUGUACUCUGGACAAGCGACAACAUUGCUCAGGGUAUCAACUUCCCUAUCUAUAUUAGUUUGCCAAUAAAUGAUGGUGUUACAGGAAUGACCAUUACCGUCUCGGAAGACAUACUUAUCAAACACAUUAUGGACCGUUUACAUGCUAUUGGUAUAAAUAGUGAACCGACUGUAUUUUCGAUCAGUGACACAUCAAAGUUAGAGGACGAAAAUACAGAUAACUCAGUUGUUUCUUGUUCACUAAGCGACUUUCACAGUAAUUCCCAUCCAGAUAAAUCGCAUACAACCUCAACCGAUCUCUUUGACCAAUCAAAACGAACUACUGAAAGUACAAUGGGCAAUUUAGUCUCAUUACUCAAAGGACGUUUAUGUCUGAAGGAUACCAGAGGGCAUGAUUGGUUAGCUGAAUCAGAAAAUGCUUUAAUAUCUCUCCCUUGUUCUGACGUUUAUAGUAUCAUUUUAGACUGCCAAAGUUUAGAAAUACGACGUAGACUCAAUGACAUUCGAAGUCAUAUACAACAACAUCCUGUCACACGACUUAAUGAAACCCUAAAACUUUCAGAUUGUUUCGAACGCUUUACUGAUAUAGAACAAUUAGGCUCAAGAGAUCUAUGGUACUGUAGUCGUUGCAAAGCAGAGAAACCAGCUACAAAGAAAUUUGAUUUAUGGAAACUUCCUGAUGUUCUUGUAGUACAAUUAAAGCGUUUCCGAUCUCAUUUACGAUUUCAUGAUAAAAUCGAUACUUUACUGGAAUUCCCAUUAACGUAAGUUAAUUUUAUUGUGAGUUUCUAGUGUUAUUCAAGUUGUGGUUACUUACACUUGUGUACCUUACAUUGUGUUCUCUUCCUUUAAUAAUUAAGGGUGUAUUGUAGUAAAGGAGAACACAGGUGAGGACAACCGAUUAUUAUGUUUAGCACAGAUUUACAGAGAUACUUGAUACAAUAGAAAAACCAUAUUCCAAUACUUCAUUUGCUAAAUGUUCAUUAAUUGUCUCAGACUUCAUUGUUCCUGUAUUUCCAUACCGAUUGCUUUCUAUUCCCGUUCUUCCCUCCUCGAUCUUCUGAACCUUCUUCUACCAGACAUUCUAUUUUUAAUUAGGGUUAUAUACUACUUAUGUCAACAUAAGUAGCACACAUAGGAUGUGUAAUUCUCAUGUAAUAGGUAUAGUGGCUACUUCAAUUUUAAUUAACUUUAUCUCAAGCCUAGUUGAAGAAACCACAUUUGAAUGUUUCUCUUAUUUAUUUCUCGGAAGUCUAUUCAAAUUUAACGUUCUUGGAACACAUUAUUUUAAAUUUUUGUCUUACAAACCUGUUAUUUCGUAUAUAGGUACCAAUGCCAAUGUUGAACUUGAUAGUUUCAAAUAAAUUGACCAUGGUAUAGAAAGUUAAUAAUAAGUAUAUUUUUCUUAUAUCCCAAUGAGUAUAAAAAUUGUAUUUCUGACAUUUUACGACUUAAUAUAAGCCUCUUCAGAGUAAAUAAAUAACCGAAAUUGUGGGAUAUAACAAAAAACGUAUUUAUUUUGAACUAUUUUUUUGUAGUUUUAUUCAUUUUUUCCAAGCUCUAUUUAUUUACAUGUUCAUUCAUGGUUGGAAGGUACUUAGGGGCGACCAAACCAAAACAUGGCAUCAGUGCUUGAAGUCACUACGUGUCUGAGCCAUAUUGGUAGAUGCAGAUUACUUGGUUGGCGUCCGCGUGACUACCUUAACCAAUAGUUAGAGACUCUUGAUGACAUGGCUCAGAAUCGAUCACAAUGACGUAGGUGUAUACACUCUCUAUCUUCCCUUAAACUAAGAGACUAACAUAUCUUUCUCCAUGUACUAUAUCCUUAAAUGCAAUGUUUCUUUUAUAUAUUACCACCAUAAUACAGUUUAACUGUAAAGUUUAGGCAUAAUUUGAACUAAUUCAUAUGAAUUACAGUAUAUUUAUUUUCUAAAUCAUUAUAGAUUAGAACCAUUCAUAUAUUUAUAUCAUUUGACAAAUAUUAAUUGUUUUAUAUUGUGUUUUCAUUCUAGAAUUCAAUUGGAAUUCUUAUAAUACACUUUUGUAUUUCUUUGCAUUGUUCUUCAGGGGAUCUCUCUAAUUAUUUACUACUUUCACUCUUCUCAUUCACAUAAGUGUUGAGUAUGAAUAAAAUAGUUGAUUUCAUAUUGUUUAUCUGGUGUUUAUUUCUUGAAGUUUAUUACAGUGUAUGAUUAUUAUUAGUUGUUCACAUGAUUCUGAAAAUUAUCUUGGAUAAAUUUUUCUAAAAGUUUUAUUCUUUUUUUCAAUUGCAUUUCUACUUUAUUAAAAUCUAAUUAAACAAAUACACUAGUGGCCUAAAUUUGACUUCACGUGUACUUGAAAAGAAACCAGACGAGAAAUUUAUCUAUGACUUAGUAGCUGUAAGCAAUCAUAUGGGAUAUUUGGGUGGUGGUCAUUACACAGCAUUUGCUUUAAACGCUCACACUAAUCGAUGGUACUUUUUCGAUGAUUCUUCAACACGAGAAUGUGAUCCUUCUAAAAUUGUAACUAGUGCAGCAUAUGUGUUAGUUUAUGUACGCCGCAAAGUUGGCUCUACGCAAAUAUACAGCGUGAUCAACAAAAAUGACGAGGAAGAAGAUUCUUCGUCUGAAACAGAUGAAAAUGGUCUUUCAAACGGUGCUUUAUCUUCACAUUAUAUAACUAAAGGUUGUAUGCAAGAUAGUCGCCCUGGCAACGCAAACUCAUCUUCUAAUCUUCAGGAUCAAGAUCUGAUGGAUAUUGAAUAAACGUCUUUGCCUUUUCUUUUUGUAGUUCCACUUCCUUUCAACCUAACCACAUCGCUUCGACUUAUGCAGUCACUCAUAUUUUUAUGAGUUUAUGCAUGAUUACAAUGUAUGUUAACCUGUUCAUUCUCGGUGAAUCAAGUGAAGUAAUGACAUUUAGACGUUUUUUCCGGACAAUAUCCCAUCCCCUCAUCUUAUUCUUGUUCUUCAGUUAACAAAUAAUUCUUUACCUCUCCAGUUACUCACUUCAGUUUUAAUUUUGGUCACAAAAAGUUGUUUACUAUGCAGUUUGCUUUUUGUCCCAAUGAAUGUAUAUUCACAUCGCAGUAAAAUAAAUUCAAAUCCUUA
Messenger RNA from Schistosoma spindalis, 4680 nucleotides. The record is from the annotation of a GenBank genome assembly. Lineage: Eukaryota; Metazoa; Platyhelminthes; Trematoda; Strigeidida; Schistosomatidae.